Molecule: messenger RNA, 3217 nt
Organism: Brienomyrus brachyistius
Lineage: Eukaryota; Metazoa; Chordata; Actinopteri; Osteoglossiformes; Mormyridae
Product: guanine nucleotide-binding protein G(o) subunit alpha-like
Exons: 8
Coding region: 535-1599 (354 amino acids)
Biological process (GO): adenylate cyclase-modulating G protein-coupled receptor signaling pathway; G protein-coupled dopamine receptor signaling pathway
Cellular component (GO): heterotrimeric G-protein complex
Molecular function (GO): G protein-coupled serotonin receptor binding; G-protein beta/gamma-subunit complex binding; mu-type opioid receptor binding
Source: RefSeq, a predicted model, not a curated record
AGUCCACUGAGAUCAUUUCUUUGGGUUGCAUUUCGUCCUGUUGACCAAACUCCCUAUCGGCUCUAUAUAUUUUCACAAAUCUCCGUGCUAUUGCAAAACGUUAUUUUAUAGCGCCGUUAACUAACUGCAGCGUUAUAGAUGACGAAGGUGUUGGGAAUAAUUCUUUCUUUUCUGCGUUUAACUUUGCACAAUCUGGACGCUGCUCUGCUGCGCUUCUGACGUCGCCGAGCUUGGAGCUCCGCUCCUUCCCAUUAUUGUCAGCGAGCCGAGCGAUGCGACUGCUGGCCGCCCAGUAGACCCCCUAGUCCGUGUGCACCCACCAGAACACCACCCCAGGCACAAUACGGAAAGAUAGACACGAAGACAGGUCCUGCUUGUCUCGGCGACGUGGGUUUUAAUGCUUUAGUUAAUCUAGAAGUAUCAGGCAGAGUCUGGAGGGGGGGGCAGCAAACCUGGGAAGCGACCGACAGGGAGAAAGGAUAGUGAAGGGUGUAUUCGGAUUUUGCGAAACGGAAGCAGUGAAAUCGUCUAACCAUGGGAUGUACGCUGAGCGCUGAAGAAAGGGCGGCUUUGGAUAGGAGCAAAGCGAUCGAGAAGAACCUGAAGGAGGAUGGAAUCACUGCUGCAAAAGACGUGAAAUUACUCCUGCUUGGCGCAGGGGAGUCUGGAAAAAGCACCAUCGUAAAGCAGAUGAAGAUUAUUCAUGAAGAUGGCUUCUCCGGCGACGAUGUGAAGCAGUACAAACCUGUGGUCUUCAGCAACACCAUUCAGUCACUAGCAGCCAUCGUCCGUGCCAUGGACACACUGGGCCUGGAGUAUGGAGACAAAGAGAGAAGGGCAGAUGCUAAGAUGGUGUGUGAUGUGGUCAGUCGCAUGGAGGAUACCGAGCCCUACUCCCCAGAACUGUUGGCUGCAAUGAUACGCCUUUGGGCUGAUUCGGGAAUACAGGAGUGCUUCAACCGUGCUCGUGAAUACCAGCUCAAUGACUCUGCCCAGUACUACCUUGACAGCCUGGACCGAAUAGGAGCUGCAGAUUAUCAGCCCACAGAGCAGGACAUCCUCAGAACCCGAGUCAAGACCACUGGAAUCGUAGAAACACAUUUUACUUUUAAGAACCUGCACUUCAGGUUGUUUGAUGUUGGAGGUCAGAGGUCAGAGAGGAAGAAGUGGAUCCAUUGCUUUGAAGACGUGACCGCCAUUAUAUUCUGUGUGGCUCUCAGUGGGUACGACCAGGUGUUACAUGAGGAUGAGACGACAAACCGCAUGCACGAGUCCCUCAUGCUCUUCGAUUCCAUCUGUAACAACAAAUUCUUCAUUGACACGUCCAUCAUUCUCUUCCUCAACAAGAAAGACCUGUUUGCAGAAAAGAUUAAAAAGUCGGCCCUCAGCAUCUGUUUCCCAGAAUACACAGGCCCCAACACGUAUGACGAUGCAGCUGCCUAUAUUCAGACGCAGUUUGAGAGCAAGAACCGUUCACCCAAUAAGGAGAUCUACUGUCACAUGACAUGCGCGACAGAUACAGGGAAUAUCCAGGUGGUGUUCGAUGCCGUCACUGACAUCAUCAUCGCCAACAAUUUGCGAGGCUGCGGCCUCUAUUGAGUUAGCAGUCUCUGUCACCUGAUUCUUUUAGUAAAAAUUAUUAUUGAAAUGCAAGUUGGUAAACAACUAUAAUCAUACUUUUUAAAAAGGCACAUAUCUUAUAUAUAUAAGAAUGUUUCAGUUUUCCACAAAGAGAUGCCAAAAGAACUGAGUCAAUAUGUAAAUCCAGACAUUACAGUUUUAGGACAAAUUUAGGACAAAUGUAUGUUUUAUUUGUCUGUCUGUCUUGCUGACUGUCUGUUUUUUGUCUUCUACUUUGUUACACAUCUUUUUAUUACUGUUUAUGUAAUAUUGUGUAUAAUAAUGACAUGAAUAUAAAUCAGAAGUGUAACCUGGCAACAUUUUGUCUCAAGAUGCUUUGUAUUGGAUAAGUAACACAUUAGUACAAUAGAAGUACACAGAGUAACAUUUGAAAAAUACCCAGUGGCUUUCAGAGUGAUGUAAGACGCAUCGCGGGCAUGAUUUUAGAGAAGCCUGAUUAGCUAUAUUAGAAUGUUAACUUAUUAUUUUUUUAUGUCUCUUUUUAUGACAAAGACGGUCACCAUGUCAUCUUUGAUCUGUUUGUAAUGUGUGGAUCAAUAAGCGCAGUCCUGACAAAGAGCUCAGUCUUCGCUCUCGGUUCCGGAGUGCUGUCAGUUGGUUUCCCACACAAUGCUCAUCCGCAAAGUACAUUUCUGUAACGUGUCAUAUUAGUGCCAAGAAAAAAAAAACAGGCCUGGGAAAGGAACCUGAAGCACCAGGAUACCGUCUCAGGAACCUGUUAAUCUUGUCACUAAGGAAACACUUGUUUAUUUUUUUCAUUGUAGGAAAUGCAUGAAUUAAAAUAUUUUGAGGCCCCCACCCUUACAGCCAUACUGCCGUUCCCAUUCAUCUGCUGUCUUCUGUCUGCCCUAAGGCAGAUCCCACCAUUAUUCCUCACAGACGACACAAUCUUUUGCCUACGACAUAUAUGCUCGAAUGAAAAUACGUGGGAAAUUAGACAAAAUACGCAAGGAAAGUGCAUGAACCAAAAGCAUGAUGUUGGUGGGAAACCACUGACCGCCAGCUAUUCUGGCCAGAAAGUGACAGAUUGGGGAAUGUGCUUUUCGAAGCUUUGGUAGAACACCAUAGAUACAGUCUUACUAGUUUAAAAAUGAAUGAUGAUUAUUACAUGUACUGUGAUUUGUAACUAAAGAUUUUUUUUCUCCCCCUUGCCUGUGAGUGUUUGAGGUUUCUCGAAGUCACUCUGCACAUCUCACUGACUUGCCAAUGUUGAUGUUAACCGUGCUGAAUCUUUUGCCUGUUUACCCUACACUAUCUUUGGGAAAUGAAAAAAGCAUGUGGUGAUGUGGUGAUGUGGUGAUCCUGUGCAUUUGUUCUGCUCUGGGACCUUCCAGACUGCACAACAGAAGACAUUUGCACUCACUGGAUAAAGGGAGACGAGCCCUUCUUCCCUGAGACCUUCGCAUUCCUGUACAGCUGUUUCCACUUUUUCGUUCUCUAUUCAUUCUUCCCAGUGAAUAUUUUUGUGCUCCUUCCCUUCACUUUUAUAUGAAAGGCUGUUUUUCUGUGUGGGAUGUUUGUCUUGAAAAACAGGGCAAACAUAGUGUUUAAAUUAAAAAUCCAGUUUUCAUUACAA